This is a messenger RNA of Knipowitschia caucasica, 2205 nucleotides long. Lineage: Eukaryota; Metazoa; Chordata; Actinopteri; Gobiiformes; Gobiidae. The record is from the annotation of a GenBank genome assembly.
AUGCACAAACAACACAACGCUUUUCCGAGUGUAGAUGGACACUCGACGCCCCUGCACCAAGAUGAGAACUUCGGGGCAAGUCCACUGGGCGGCCCCUCGCAAUCCUAUGUUUAUAAUGAAAAAACGCAUAAUGGAGUUCAACAAAAAAUCCUCAAAAAAGCUGGGAUAUCUAUCAAAAAGGAGGAACCAGAGCUGGCGAGAAAGCGGAAUGAGCUCAGAGCGAUACGAGAGCAGAUCAUGCUGAAAAGAGCCUCCGUCGGUCUCACAUGCAGCAGUUUUGCAAUUGAUGAUCCAGAGCUUUGCUCCGAUGAUGAAGAGACGGACAGGCCGACAGAAUCAAACAAAAGACUGCAAGAUGAAAGAGUCGCGCUAUCCCUACAAGAUCGAGUCAAGCAAAUUCUGUUGCAUAGGGGAUGUUCCAAGGUAAUUCAAACGAGAAGAAGCCCCAUAAGAUAUCCUCUAAUGCAAGAUCACCCUCUAAAGUUCCGGGUUCAAGUGGCGUUGCAGAAGAGAUUUAUGGAUCCCCCUGUGAAGGCACCAAACUCUCAGAUUCCAAUGCUCGCACAAGAACAGGACAACCAGGGCUUCUUGCGCUUCCUCAACAUCCUCAACAAAGGAGUGGACAUCGAUAAACUCAGGGAUAUCGUUCACAGCGCCACGGAGAAGGAGUCGCGACCAGCGCCCUCAAACAGUCAAAGAAGGAAGGAUACGAACGGCGUAGAAGAGUUCUUCUUCUUCUCGUCGGCACAAAAGUCCGCAAAGGAGUUCCAGAUCGCAGAGGAGGUACAGAAGUCGUUCCCUCUCGCCUCGCCGCUACAGAAGUCCUUCCCUCUCGCCUCGCCGCUACAGAAGUCGUUCCCUCUCGCCUCGCCGCUACAGAAGUCCUUCCCUCUCGCCUCGCCGCUACAGAAGUCCUUCCCUCUCGCCUCGCCGCUACAGAAGGGGACAAGUGGACGUGGGGGGGGGGGCAUCUCAGUCAACGGAGAUGGAAGCGGCAGCGUUUAUAAAAAGCCACUGGGGGGGUUGAGGAGGGCCAGACGGGAGUACUUUGGCCUGGUGCCAACAUUGCAGUGGGUGAGUCGGGGGCUGGGGGGGUGGGGUAGGGGUAGGUGGUGGGGUGGGGGAUUUGGGAGGGGUGGGGGGUGGGGGGUGGGUGGGGGGGGGUUUGUUUGUGUGUUGGUGGGUGUAGUGGAAUGGUCUGUUGGUUUUUGGAGGAUUUGUGAUAGUGUGUGGUGUGGUGGGUUGGGUGGUAUAGGUGUGGAGGGUUAUGGAUUGGGGGGUUGGUGGGGUGGGUUGGGGGUGUUGGGGUGGCACAGGGGGGGGGGGGAUUGUUUGGGGUUUGAGAUGUUGAAUUUGUUGGUGGGUGGGGUGAGGUUUUUGGGGGUGGUGGGGUUGUGUUGGGGUGGGGGGGGGGUGGUGGGGGUGGGUGUGAGGGUGUGGGUGUUAGUAGUGUGUGUGUGGGGGGUGGGGUGUUGGGGGUGGUGUGGUGGGGGGGUGGGGGGGUUGGGGGGUGGAUGGUGUUGGGGGUGUUGUUGUGGGGUGUGGGGGGGUUUGGUGGGGGUGGGGGGGGGGUGGGGGUGGGGGGGGGGGGGGUGGGGUUUUGGUGGGGUGGGGGGUGGGGGUGGUGGUUGGGUGAUGGGGGGGGGGGUGGGUGUGUGUGGGGGGGGGUGGGGGGGGGGGUUGGGUGGGGGUGGGGUUUUGUGGGUGGGGGUGGGGUGUUGGGGGGGGGGGGUUGGGUUGGGGGGUGGGGGUGGGGGGGGGGUGGGGGGGUGGGGGGGGGGUGUUGGGUGGGAGGGUUUUGAUGGUGUGGGGUGUGGGGGGGGUGGGGGGGGGUGGGUGGGGGGUGUGGGGUUGGGGUGGGGGUGGGGGGGGGGUGGGGGUGUGGUGUUGGGGGGGGGGGUGGGGGGUGGUUUGGGUGGGGGUUGGUUGGUUUGGUGUGGGUGUGGUGUUUGGUGGGGUGGGGGGUGUGGGGGGUGGGGGUGGGAGGGUGGGUGGGGGGGGGGGUUAGGGGGGGGGUUGUGGGUGUGGGUUUUGGGGAGGGUGGGUGGGGGGUGUUGGAGUUGGUGGUGUUGUGGGGGGGGGGGGGGGGGUUGGGUGGUUGGUAGUGUGUAUUGUGGUUGGGGGGGGUUUUGGUUAUUGGGGGGGGGGUUAUGGGGUUGUGGGUUUGGUUUUGUGGAUUGGGGGGGUGGGGGGUGUUUUUGUUAG